This is a messenger RNA of Puma concolor (puma), 1386 nucleotides long. RefSeq names its product sialic acid-binding Ig-like lectin 8. Gene Ontology annotation, biological process: cell adhesion. The record is from RefSeq and is a predicted model, not a curated record. Gene Ontology annotation, cellular component: plasma membrane. Gene Ontology annotation, molecular function: sialic acid binding. NCBI's taxonomy places the organism in Eukaryota, Metazoa, Chordata, Mammalia, Carnivora, Felidae.
AUGCUUCUGCUGCUGUUGGUCCUGCUCUGGGGGACGGAGGGGGCCGAGGGCCAGAGGGGGGCCGGGAGGGGGCCACAGGGGGAUUACUGGCUGCAAGUGCAGGACGCAAAGGGGCAGGAGGGCCUGUGUGUGCGAGUGCCCUGCAGAUGCUUCUAUCCCCGGGAAGGCUGGUCUGAGUCUACCCCAGCUCUCGGCUACUGGUUCCGGAAAGGGGCCGGUGUACAACAGGAUGUUCUAGUGGCCACAAACAACCCAGAUGGAAAAGUGCGGCAGGAGUCCCAGGGCCGAUUCCGCCUCCUCGGAAACCCCCAGGACUACGACUGCUCCCUGGACAUCAGAGACGUACGGAGAGGGGACUCGGGGACAUACGUCUUUAGGGUGGAGAGGGGGCCUUCUGUGAGAUAUACUUACACACGGGACCAGCUCUCCGUGCGUGUGACAGCCCUGACCCAGACACCUGACAUCCUUAUCUCGGGGACCCUGGAGUCUGGACGCCCCAGUAACCUGACCUGCUCUGUGCCCUGGGCCUGUGCGUGGGGCGUGCCCCCCAUCUUCUCCUGGACGUCAGCGGCCCUCGCCUCCCUGGACCCCAAGACCCACCUCUCCUCUGUGCUCACCCUCACCCCACGGCUCCAGGACCACGGCACCGACCUCACCUGUCAGGUGACCUUGCCUGGGAGAGUGACCACAAUGAGGACCAUUCACCUCAACGUGUCCUAUUCUCCGUGGAACUUGACCGUCACUGUCUUCCAAGAAAACGGCACAGCACCCACAGCCCUGGAGAAUGGCUCAUCUCUUUCAGUCCUGGAGAGCCAGUCCUUGCGCCUGGUCUGUGUCGUCAACAGCAACCCCCCUGCCAGGCUGAGCUGGGCCCAGGGGCACCUGACCCUGUGCAGCCCGAACCCGGGGGUGCUGGAGCUGCCUCGGGUACAGCAGAGAGAUGAAGGGGAAUAUACGUGCCGAGCUCAGAAUGCAGUGGGCUCCCAGCACGUCUCCCUGAGCCUCUUGCUGCAGAGAAAAGCAUGGCCUUUAUCAGAAAGGCUGCUGGGGGCAGUCGGGGGAGCAGGUGCAACGGCUCUGAUCUUCCUGGUCCUCUGCAUCAUCAUUAUCCUAGUGAGAUCCCACAGGAAGAAAGUGACAAAGCCUUCAGUGGGCACCAAGAAUACAGGCGUGGAGAGUGCAAACGUUGUCACGAGGUCAGUGUCUCAGGGUCUCCUGAUUGAAGCCUGGGCAGGCAGCCUUCCCCCAGAUGCCGCCACCCCCUCCUUACGGGAGGAAGAAGAGCUCCAUUAUGCAACACUCAACUUUCACCAGACAGAGACUUGCUGCCCACAGGAACAGGUGGCCCCUAGUAUUGAGUACUCAGAGAUCAGGAUUCACAAAUGA